This is a messenger RNA of Nothobranchius furzeri (turquoise killifish), 954 nucleotides long. It is a transcript of the gene gypc, whose product is annotated as glycophorin C (Gerbich blood group). The record is from RefSeq and is a predicted model, not a curated record. Lineage: Eukaryota; Metazoa; Chordata; Actinopteri; Cyprinodontiformes; Nothobranchiidae.
GAUAUGAACCCUGGGGACUAACGCCACACCCAUCUGUUUGACUGUCCUCCAGCACACUUUCUGCCGUUUCUUCUUCCUAAAGAUCAGAAGAGCUGCAGCCUGGGAACUUAUUAAAUUAGGCUGAAGUCAACAUGGACGUUUUCACUACCCCAUCUCCUGCAACUCAAACAGCAACAGAAACCUUCCCAACAUUUUCCGACCUGGUGACGAGGAUUGGGAAGAAAGACAUCUACAGCAGCACUGAAGAUUUAGCAGCUCUUAUUGGAGGAAUCAUCACCGGGGUGCUGCUGGUCUUUCUCUGCAUUAUCACAGUUCUGCUCUGGUGUCUGUCUAGACAGAAAGGCUCAUAUGUGACCAAUGAGACAGAUGACGAUGAUGACGUUGACAACAACGAUGACGAGUCUGUUGGUUCUGACGUGGCGCUCCAAGCUAAAGAACCUCUGAAUGCCAACAAAGAGGACUGAAUCCUGCAGAUGGAGGACUUUUGUCAACGUCUGAAACUAGAAAAAUGUGGAAAAGCUACAUUUUUAAGUUGUUGUUGUGGGGGAGGGGCUGUUUUCCAUUGUGUCUGUUUGAUUUGCAAAAAGAAUGUAGAAUAGGAGGUUCUUUGUUGACAUCUUUCUUCAUCUUUGUGGCUGGGUGGAAAAAACAAGCUGCUCUCAGUAUGCGACAUACACUUUUAAGAGAGUUUAUGGACAAAAUCCCAGAUAUUUAAACACUUCAACGUCUAAAGACAAGAGGGGGUUUAGACAGAAGCCUAAAAUCUGUAUUGAAGAGAAAAUUAACGUUUUUAAAGCCCAUAUGAGUUCUGGGAUGACGGAAAACGUCUGUCCGAUUCACCAGAGUUUUUUUUUUUUUUUUUACAAAUCUGCUAGGGAGACAUUUAUUCCUAAUCAACAGAAAGCCCUGGAGCCUUCACCCAUGAAACAUUAAAGACUUCCAAACAUCUGGAAA